CUCGCGUCGUCGCAGAGAGCAGUUGUGUGGUGUACGUCUCUUCGACCUCCGUCACUGAUAUUCAGUCAUGGAGUUGCACCUGAACGGAAGUGAAAGCCUCAAUGGGACUUCAACGUUGAAUGCUUCGUGCGGACCAACAGAUCUGAGUUUGGAAAAUCAAAUUCCGACAUCCAUGAUCAUCGGCAUCCUUGUCACAAUUGGGUGUUUCAUAUUAACUGGCUUCUCCCUUUCUAUAAGGAAAAAAGCCUUGAUUAUUGUGGCACUCAACGGUUCUAACCCAGCGGCUGAGGGUGGACUAGGCUACCUCAAGUCAGCCUUAUGGUGGCUGGGCUUCGCUCUAACGGCCAUCUCGCAGAUAGGUGUAGGAGUAUGUCUUAACUUCGUCCCAGCCAUCAUCGUAUCGCCGUUGGGAGUCCUCAACAUUGCUAGCUCAGCAAUGGGAGGGCGGUGGAUUCUGAAGGAAAAGAUAGGCGUUUUCGGAUGGGUGGGAUGCUGCAUUCUGAUGAUCGGCAUCGCCAUGUUUGCCAUCAUCGCACCUAAAGAAUUGGAUUUGAAAACUACGGAGGAUUUUGUGCAGCUUCUCGUAUCUAUAAAUUUUAUUUCCUUUUAUAUAGUAAUUUUUCUGUGCACAAUUGUACUUUUGAUUUUAGCUCCCAAGUAUGGCUCACGGCACAUUUUGAUUUAUGCGUUUAUUUCUGGUGCCGCUGGCACUUUGCUGUCUUGGCUGACGAAAGGCAUUUUAAUUUUUGUUUCCACGGGUGUCUUCGAUCAUUGGCUUUUAUGGGUGUCGAUAGCAAUAAAUUUGUCAAUUAUUUUAUUUCAUUUAUACUACAUGCAUAUUUUGUUGCACUUGUACGAAACAUCGGCUGCAGAAGCUUCAGUCACAGUAAUCAUGUCCACUCUAAUUGUUUCUUCAUCGUCGUUUAUCUUUCCGAUCCAAUAUAACAUCACUUUGAGGGAGGGAUUUUUGAUGGCUUUUAGUUUCACCACAAUCGUGUUAGGAUUAUUUGUGCUGAACUUUGGUAAACACGUGACGGUAAAUUUCAAGGAAAUUUUACUAAAAGAAGUUAAAUAUGCGACUAUGGAGGGCCCAACAGAAACUGACGCGAAAGUGAAUUGCGGCACAGACAACGAAAUGUUCAGAAAAACUGAGGAGUGAGAACCCUUCAGUUAUCUCCAUGCAUGUUUGACAUUU
Hyalella azteca is the source of this 1195-nucleotide messenger RNA. Its product is annotated as magnesium transporter NIPA3. The record is from RefSeq and is a predicted model, not a curated record. Bases 68 to 1159 code for a protein of 363 amino acids. Gene Ontology annotation, molecular function: magnesium ion transmembrane transporter activity. NCBI's taxonomy places the organism in Eukaryota, Metazoa, Arthropoda, Malacostraca, Amphipoda, Hyalellidae. Gene Ontology annotation, biological process: magnesium ion transport. Gene Ontology annotation, cellular component: membrane. The transcript is spliced from 4 exons.